AUGGAAAUCGAUUCAUCUCCACUACCGCUGAACGAGAGCGACGUUGAUGUCGGCGCAAAGCAAGUGAGCCGGAACAACUCACGCGGGGUUCGAGUCGUUGGAAGCCGAAUCUAUGAUUCUGAAAAUGGCAAAUCCUGCCAUCAGUGCCGUCAAAAAACACUGGAUUUUUCUGCUGCUUGUAAGAAUCCAAAGAAUGGGAAGCCUUGUACCAUUAGGUUCUGUCACAAGUGCCUCUUGAACAGAUAUGGGGAAAAGGCAGAAGAGGUAGAUCUGUUGAGUGAUUGGAUGUGUCCAAAGUGCAAAGGCAGUUGCAACUGCAGUAUUUGCAUGAAAAGAAAAGGUCAAAAACCUACUGGUUUAUUAGUUCAUACAGCAAAGAAAUCGGGUUUUAACUCUGUGUCUGAGAUGCUCAACAAGAAGGCUUCUCAUGAUUUGGAAAAGGGGCUUGUAGUGGAACUAUUUGGGGAACCAGGAAAGGAAAACUCAUUAGGUGAAAACAAUGGUUUAAAGGUUGAAAAGGAGAAAACCAAGAAAAUGAAGCAGAAAAAGGUUAAGGAAAUAUCUAAUGGCAACAAUGUCGAUGAAAAGGAGAUAUUGAAAAAGCCAAACCAUUGUAAGGGAGUUUCAGACAACGCAGUCAAUAGAAAUAAAAAUGCUGAAAUGGACACAAAAGUAGAGGGGUUUGUAGUGGACCUUUUUGAGGAACCAGGGAAGGAAAACUCAUUAGGUAGAAACAAGGUUGAAAAUGAGAAAACCAAGAAAAUGAAGCGGAGAAAAUUAAAAGAAAUAUCUAACGGCAGCAAUGUUGAUGGUGCUUGUCAAAAGAAGAUGUCGAAAAAACCCAAACAUUGUAACGGCGUUCCUGAAGAUGAAGUCAAAAGAAGUGAAAAUCCUGAAAUGGAAACAACAGUAGAGGGGCAUUUAGUGGAUCUAACUGGGGAGGCACAACAGAAAAACUCAUUAGGUGAAAGCAAAGGUGUAAAAGUUGAAAAUGUGAAAGCCAAGAGAAUGAAGCAGAAAAAGUUAAAUGGAAUAUCUGAUGGCAAAAAUGUUGAGGAGGCUUGCCAAAAAAAGAUACUGAAAAGGCCUAAGCAUUGUCAUGAAGUUUCAGACGUUGAAGUCAAAAGCAAUGAAAAUGCUGAAAUGGAAGCAAAAGUAAAGGAGCUUGUAGUGGAUCAAUCUGGGCAAGCACAGAAGAAAGACGGAUUAGGUGAAAACAAAGGUUUAGAAGUUGAACAUGUGAAAACCAAGAAAAUGAAGCAGAAAAAGUUAAGUGAAAUAUCUAAUGGCAACAAUGUUGAGGGGGCUUGCCAAAAAAAGAUGUUCAAAAGGCUUAACCAUUGUAAUGGAGUUUCAGACAGUGAUGUCAAAAGAAAUGAAAAUGCUGAAAUGGAAACAAAAGUUGAGGUGAAUCAUGGUGUGAAUCAUGUUCAGAUGGAUGGUCCUGUUGUGAUUUUGGAAGGCGACAAUGCUAGUGCCAAGUCUAAAAAAAAUGCUAUAGUUUUGCAAUCACAAAAACUUAAGGAAGAGGUUCCUUUGCCCCUUGGUACUGAGAUGACACAAAUAUUGGACAUUGAGUUUGCACUAGAAGAUGUUGGGAAUGCAUUGCAAUUUUUAGAAUUCUGCAGAGUGUUUGGAAAAGCUCUUGAUGUCAAGAAAGGUGAAGCAGGGGCAAUUUUAAGAACUUUGAUACGUAAGAGGAAUUUGCGAUGUGGACAAAACACCUUAGUGGUUGAGUUCCAAAUCAAACUAUUGACUCUAAUAGGAUCUGAGUCAGAUAUUGAGUCUUCAUCCUUAACUGCUAGCAAUGGAAAACAUUCAUGGUUGAAUGUUUUGAAGGAUUUAAUUACUGAAUCCAAUCUUGGGCUAAAAGCAUUUCCGCUGGAUUGGCUUAAUAAAGGCAUAAGUGGAUAUAAUGAAUUGGACUUAUCUAAAAAACUUAUCCUUCUAAAUUUCAUUUGUGAUGAAGCUCUGGGCACAAAGAAGCUAAGGAGUUAUAUUGAUCAGCAAAAUGAAAUAUUAGCUGAAGAAAAGAAAGCAGCAAGAUCGAAGGUUGCCGAAGCAAAGGAAAAGGAAAAAAGCCUUAAGCAAAAGUUGCAGGAUGAGAUGGCAAAAGCCAUUAUACAAAAUGGGGCUACCUUCUCAAUUUCAGAAUAUGAUGCUCUUCUCUCGAAAAUUAAAAGUGAAGCAGCUCAAGCUCAUAAUGAGUUUCUCGAGGCAAAGGGAACAUUCUCUAAAGGGAACCAAUUUUGUGAUGCAGUGAGAAUUGAGCCCGAGUACUUGGAUAAUAGUGGCAAGACAUUCUGGAAAUUUAGGAGCUGUAAUGAUGAAUAUGCUUUCUUGUUACAAGAUCUCAAGAUAGAGGGUGGAGAUUCUGCUGUUCAAGUUGAUGAAAAAUGGUUUGUUUAUGGUGAUGGGCAGAAGGAUGAGGUCAAUAAGUACAUUUCCUCAAGGAGAAGUUGGUUUCCAAAGCUUGCUUCAGUAUAA
This is a messenger RNA of Lathyrus sativus (Indian pea), 2487 nucleotides long. The record is from the annotation of a GenBank genome assembly. Lineage: Eukaryota; Viridiplantae; Streptophyta; Magnoliopsida; Fabales; Fabaceae.